ACUUAUAAGCUUAUAAACAAACAGCGCAAGUCAGAGAAACACCUCCAGUCCAAAGAUACGUGACGCAACAGUCAGCUUUCCAAUCGGAGCUAUAAGUUACAACAUUGAACUAUUUCAAUAACGAUGGCUAUGGCGAUGAUGGAGAAGUGCAGAGCUAGUAAUCGCAUCUUUAGCCACUCCUUCAAAUCGCUUCUUAAUUAUCGAUCAAUCUCCGAUAAUUCCACUCUCCGCUCCUCUUCAGGCUUUGCGCAUCACUUCACUGGAAAUGGCCAACGCUGCAUACCAUUUUUCCCAUUUCAUAGGCCGGACUUGUUGACUUGUGCGAACUUCUAUAGGAAUUAUAAACAGACUCUCUGGCCUUCUUUGGAAAGAGGCCUUGGAGGAAUGAUGUACUCUCUUCAGUGUCGAUGUUUUGGCUCGGCUGGGACUAAAAUUCAGAGAAAUCCGUCGUUUGCGACCUUGAAUUCUGAUGAUAUAACUUAUUUUAAGGGUGUGUUGGGUGAGAAAAAUGUCGUUCAGGAUGAAGAUAGGUUGGAGUUUGUAAAUGCAGAUUGGAUGCAUAAAUACAAAGGUUCAAGCAGGCUGCUUCUUCUACCUACUACCACUGACGAGGUCUCUCAAAUUCUUAAAUAUUGUAAUUCUAGGCACCUGGCUGUUGUUCCGCAAGGUGGAAAUACUGGUCUUGUAGGUGGUAGUGUGCCAGUUUUUGAUGAGGUGAUUGUGAGUAUGAGCUCAAUGAAUAACGUUAUAGAUUUUGACGAGGUUAGUGGUAUACUUGUUUGUGAAGCUGGAUGCAUAUUGGAAAAUCUGAUAUCUUUCCUGGAUAACCAAGGAUUUAUUAUGCCACUGGACUUAGGUGCAAAAGGCAGCUGCCAAAUUGGUGGAAAUGUUUCAACUAAUGCUGGUGGUUUGCGCCUUAUCCGUUAUGGUUCGCUACAUGGGACUGUACUUGGUCUUGAGGCUGUUCUAGCAAACGGUAAUGUGCUUGACAUGCUUGGGACUUUACGUAAAGACAAUACUGGUUAUGACUUGAAGCAUUUGUUUAUAGGAAGUGAAGGGUCCUUGGGAAUUGUAACUAAGGUGUCCAUACUUACCCCUCCAAAGCUAUCGUCAGUGAAUAUAGCUUUUCUUGCAUGCAAAGAUUAUCUCAGCUGCCAGAGACUUCUUUUGGAAGCAAAGAGGAAACUUGGGGAGAUUCUGUCUGCUUUUGAAUUUUUGGACAGUGAGGCAAUGGAUUUGCAGGUCCUAAACCAUUUAGAAGGCAUUCGGAAUCCAUUGCCUCCCUCAAUGCACAACUUCUAUGUUCUGAUUGAGACAACAGGCAGUGAUGAAGCUUAUGACAAAGAGAAGCUUGAGGCAUUUCUACUUCGCUCAAUGGAAUCUGGUUUAAUUUCUGAUGGAGUUCUUGCACAAGACAUAAACCAAGCUUCAUCUUUUUGGCGUAUACGUGAGGGUAUACCAGAAGCAUUGAUGCGAGCAGGGCCUGUAUACAAAUAUGAUCUGUCAUUACCUGUUGAAAAUAUGUACAAUCUCGUUGAGGACAUGCGAGUAAGAUUAGCUGAAAAAGCCAAAGUAGUUGGAUAUGGGCAUCUGGGAGACGGCAAUUUGCAUCUUAAUAUUUCAGCCCCGCAAUAUGAUGAUAUGAUCCUGGCUAAAAUUGAACCCUAUGUCUACGAGUGGACAUCUAAACACCGGGGAAGUAUAAGUGCAGAGCAUGGCCUAGGACUUAUGAAAGCCAAUAAGAUUUUUUACAGCAAAUCACAUGAAACUGUGCAAGUGAUGGCUUCCAUCAAGAAGUUACUGGAUCCCAAUGGAAUACUUAACCCAUAUAAAGUUCUUCCACAUUCACUCACUUCUUACUAAUGAGGUAAUGAACUUGAACUACGGAUCCUUGUCCAUAUGGUUUCAAUGUACCCCACAAAUAAUUGCGAGAGUUACGCAAGAUGCAGCUGUAUUAAUGAUACUGCAAUCGCAAAAUCAUUCUUAAAUAAAUAAAGAAAAGAAAAGAAAGCUUUCUACUGGUGAUAUUUUGCAGAUUUUUUUUUUGUUUCCUUGUAAUAUUCACCUCUUUAAAUGCAGAUAAAAUUCUCUCGUAAGAUCGCGGAUACUAUUAUCAUGACAUAUUUUUCUUAUUCUCUUU
Molecule: messenger RNA, 2140 nt
Organism: Manihot esculenta (cassava)
Lineage: Eukaryota; Viridiplantae; Streptophyta; Magnoliopsida; Malpighiales; Euphorbiaceae
Product: D-2-hydroxyglutarate dehydrogenase, mitochondrial
Exons: 15
Coding region: 124-1863 (579 amino acids)
Cellular component (GO): mitochondrion
Molecular function (GO): catalytic activity; FAD binding
Source: RefSeq, a predicted model, not a curated record